GAGUUAGGGUAGUGGGAUUAGGAAAGUGCUCAGCACAGUACACUCAUGCCUACCUCUUUCUUCACUUUCUUCUUCUUCCCAUCAAUAUCCGCCGGGAAAUCCUAAUGCACGGCGAAUCCACCAGCCGGAAAAACCACCCAAGUUUAUGUUCAGACUUCUUCUUGUUUGGUUUUCUCAUUGUUUUCUUGUUGAGUUUUCAUCAUGGGUGUUGUAAAUCAGAUAUUCAUAAUGGAUACAGGUUAACGCUUGCUGUACCUGUUGAAUAUAGUGUAGGUUUUAUUGGGAGAGCUUUUCUGAUGGAGACUAAUCAAAUGGCACCAAAUUUUAAAGCUGCAUUGAGUGUUGAAGCCGUUAAUGGGAGAUACUCUUGUUCUUUAGAAGUUUUUCUUGGAGAUGUCAAGGUGUGGAACUCCGGACAUUAUUCACAGUUUUAUGUGUCAGAAAAAUGUGUCCUCCAACUCACUGAACGCGGGGAUUUACUGUUAAAAGGUCCAAAGAAUCGAGUUGGGUGGCGAACUGGGACUUCACGACAAGGUGUGGAGAGAUUACAGAUUUUAAAGACGGGUAAUUUAGUUCUAUUGGAUGCACUGAAUCUUGUAAAGUGGCAAAGUUUCAAUUUUCCUACUGAUGUAAUCCUUUGGGGGCAGAGUUUAAAUGUGGCCACUCGCUUAACUUCUUUCCCCACCAACUCAACAGAAUUCUACACGUUUGAAAUUCAACAUGACAAGAUUGCUUUAUACCUUCACUCAGGUAAGUGGAACUAUUCUUACUGGGAAUUUAAGCCUUCCAAGAACAGAAACAUCACCUAUAUUUUUUUGGGUACAAAAGGCUUAGAGAUCUACAAUGAUAAAGCUAAAAAAAUCGCUCAGAUUUUUUCAUCACCAAUAGACCCUCUGAGAUUUUUAACACUGGGAAACAAAACAGGAAAUUUAGGACUCUAUUAUUACUCAGACGAUGAGCAUAAUUUUAAGGCAGCAUUUCAAGCAAUUAACAACACUUGUGAUCUUCCCCUAGCUUGUAAACCUUGUGGCAUAUGUACUUUCUCCAAUUCUUGCUCUUCUAUUCAUUUGUUAACACAAAAAGACAAGGGUAAUUCUGGUUGUGGUGAAGGAGCUCCUGGAGAAGUUUUAUGUGGAAGAGAAAAGGUUGAAAUGCUUGAACUCCAUGGAGUUACCAGUGUGCUAAAAAUUGCUCCUAAAAGGGUUAACGUUAGCAAGGAUUUAUGUGCAAAUUUGUGCAUAGAUGAUUGUGAAUGUGUUGCUGCAUUAUAUUCUUCUGAUGUAAGAGAAUGCAAAAUCUAUGGAGUGGUUAUUGGGGUAAAGCAAAUUGAGAGGGGAUAUGGAUUGAGUUAUAUGGUGAAGGUUCCAAAAGGUACACAGACAAGCCAUGGCAAGUCAAAUUUGAAAAAGUGGGUUAUAAUCUUGGUGGGAGUGGUUGAUGGUUUGAUUAUUCUACUUGUUUUUGGAGGGCUCACUUACUAUUUGGUUCAGAAAAGAAGAAAAAAGUUAUUGGCUACUGAGACUGACAACAACACUACUUGAAAACAUUGUAAUUUUUUUUCUUUUUUUGGUUAU
Molecule: messenger RNA, 1574 nt
Organism: Pistacia vera
Lineage: Eukaryota; Viridiplantae; Streptophyta; Magnoliopsida; Sapindales; Anacardiaceae
Product: G-type lectin S-receptor-like serine/threonine-protein kinase At5g24080
Exons: 2
Coding region: 105-1541 (478 amino acids)
Source: RefSeq, a predicted model, not a curated record